UGCUGGCUGAUCUUGUAAAUGACACUAACAUCCAGCCUGUUGACAGUGACAGAGGAUGCUGCCCAGGAAAACGGUGUCUUUUCCCUCCUUUAGGUCUCCACUGAAUUCCCGACAAAGAAAUGAACCACAACUGGACCGAACCGAGCAGCCAUGUCGGCCUCAGAGCGAAAAAAGCGAGGACAAGCGAGCCAAAAGUAGAAGAAAAAAAGCAAAUCCCUCAGCUUUGAAGGUAAAAUUAGCAAAAGUUAGUCCAAACUCGCCAGCGAUCCCGAAAACAUCGAGAAGAAGAUUGACCUUGGAGCCUACGACACCCAAGACUAAUAUUAACCAAGGUUCUGGUACCUCUCCUGCUCUCGUCGAUAGGGACGUUUUCCUUUUCUCUCCAGCAUCCCAGACCAAAACUACAAACGAGAAGGACAAGGCCAGACUGUCGGUUCUCAGGACCAUCUCCAGGAUGCUGGAGGAGAACCUGCUCAUCAGGAGGAGACUUGAAGUCCUCAGCCAGGCCAGAUGAGCUUGGUUGCUCAUUACAAAAACGGGUUAUUCUUACAAAACGUUCUAACCGUUUUAGUUUCAGAAGCACUGACUGCUUUAAUCUGCAGGAAAGCUGAGAGGUUCAAAAUAGAUAAGCAUGUUUAUUUAUUUAUUAAGUUUAAUAUAUAUUUAAUUUUAUUUACAAAUGUUCAAAUAUUUAAGCUUAAUUGAGGGUGAUUGAGUCAUUAUAAUAAGCUUCUGGCGUUACAAGUGUUCAAACAUGUUGGAAAGCCGACAUGAAUGCAGUUUAACACAGUGAUAUGUCUAAAACAUUUGUUCUUUGUGGGUUUUCAUUGUAGCUGCAGAAUUAAAAUCGUUUUUCCAUUGCUGAGUAGAAUUUAAACAUUUCAGCAGUCUGUAAAACGACUCAGUUAUAAUAAAAGUUAUAUCAAAUAAGAA
Messenger RNA from Oryzias latipes (Japanese medaka), 933 nucleotides. The record is from RefSeq and is a predicted model, not a curated record. NCBI's taxonomy places the organism in Eukaryota, Metazoa, Chordata, Actinopteri, Beloniformes, Adrianichthyidae.